Molecule: messenger RNA, 2039 nt
Organism: Xyrauchen texanus (razorback sucker)
Lineage: Eukaryota; Metazoa; Chordata; Actinopteri; Cypriniformes; Catostomidae
Gene: dlx4b
Product: distal-less homeobox 4b
Exons: 3
Coding region: 275-1042 (255 amino acids)
Biological process (GO): embryo development; cell differentiation; negative regulation of transcription by RNA polymerase II
Molecular function (GO): RNA polymerase II cis-regulatory region sequence-specific DNA binding; DNA-binding transcription factor activity, RNA polymerase II-specific
Source: RefSeq, a predicted model, not a curated record
GUCAGAGAAACACACAGCAGGACCGCGAACCUGAGGUGACCGCAGAUAGGCAUUGCGCGGAUCGGUUUUGACAAAAUUUAAGGAAGAUACUCUCUUUUUUACCUACUAGAUUCAUUUCGGUGACUUUUGGAAGUACAUUUUCAUUCAGGAGUUCGUGGUUAUUUUUUGGCUCCCCGCUCGUUUUGAGAUGGAUCCUGUUCUAGGUCUCUCUCGUGCACAGUGAACGUUCAAUGCAGCUCUCAGACAUCAUCGGGCUUUAUGGACUUGACUGUCAAUGAUGUCUAUGGGUUUCAUGUCUGAUGCUCUGAAUAGUUCCGAUCCCUCCAAAUCAGCAUUUUUAGAGUUUGGCCACGGACUUCCAACCAACCAGCAGCAUUUAUCUGGAUUCACACAUAGUAUUUACCCAGUACAUGGAUUGCACUCAAGCGGACACCACCAGCACGAUGGUCCCUACUCUUCCACCGCGUCCCAUUACAGCCGGCCGCUGGGAUACGCCUACCCUGGCCCGGUGAGCGCUCCUGCCCCGAGUGCUUACAUGCCCUAUCAGCAAACCAACCACGGCAGUACUUUGGGGCACACCAGGGCUGAAGAAACGAACCACGAAGAGCCAACGGUCAUUGAGGAUGGGGAAAUUCGCCUUAAUGGUAAGGGGAAGAAGAUCCGCAAACCGCGAACCAUUUACUCCAGUCUUCAGCUGCAGGCGCUGCACCAGAGGUUCCAGCAGACCCAGUAUCUUGCGCUACCCGAGCGCGCCGAUCUAGCCGCGAAACUGGGGUUGACGCAAACACAGGUUAAAAUAUGGUUUCAAAACAAGCGCUCGAAAUAUAAGAAGAUAUUGAAACAUGGGUCCAGUGGACAUGAAGGGGAGAUGUUUCACACCACUUCCUCAUCCUCUCCUUGCUCUCCGGGUCUGUCGCAGCUCUGGGAGGUCUCCAUGGCCAACAAAGUGCCAUCCAUGCACCCUGGCAGUUAUAUGAACAAUUAUGGACACUGGUAUCAACCACACCAUCAUGAUCCUGUGCCCAGACCUCAGAUGAUGUGAUUCAAAUUCGAAAAAAGGAGCCAGAGACUCCAUUCAGUCUUGACACCUGCUCAUCUGUAGAGCUACACCUGUGAAGGACUUUUCCUUUACGAUGUACAUUGGUUUUUAUUACUUUGUGUGUUUGGAAGGACUGGGUUUUACUCUUUAUGCAAGCAGGUGACCGUGACUCCCAUAUUGCACAAUAGUAGAGUUCUAACUUGGUCAGAUUUUCUAAUGUUUGCUUUAAUAAAGGAUGUAUGGAAAGUCUUCUUUAUUGUGAAAUAUUUACUAAAUAAGAAUGCUAAUAGGCCUAAUAAUAAUAAUAAUAAUAAUAAUAAUAAUAAUAAUAAUAAUAAUUGUUGUUAUUAGGUUAUAACAUAUUGUUAUAAGGACAAAACAAAUAAAAUAGUCUUUUUGCAGUGCAAAUUGCUCAAAAAUGGCAUGCAGCUAUGGUCGAAAUGAAUGAAACUGAGAUGUUUUAUUUACAGCAGUAUAUUUAGUUAACGCAAUGACGUCACACAUUCAGAAAUGUGCAAAAGUUUGAGCAACUUUUGGACUUUCCUUGUAGUUCGCGCGGGCCAAUUGGUGGUUGAAAUUUAUGAAUAAUUAAGACAAUGACUGUAAUUUGAGCUAUUUUUUUUAUUGGGUUCUGAACAGGAUUUUCUUUGAAAUAUCAUGUCACCUGAAACAUAUGUUCUAUUUUCAGAAGAAACUAUUUUAUUAUUAAUAUAAAAAGGUGUCUUGCAAUUAUUGGAAACAAUAUAUAAUAAUAAUAAUCAUCGUCAUCAUCAUCAUCAUCAUCAUCAUAACUAUUAGUAUUAUACAUUUUUGUACUUUUGUUUUCUGAUUGUAUUUCCUUCAAUAUCAUUAAAUCAACCAAAUCAUGUUUUCAGUACGUGAAGAAGAUAAAGAGUGCACAAUAUUUCAGGUGCAGAUUUACCCCAUUAGUUGGAUAUGACUUUUCAUUUGAUUAAGGGGCUGCCCUUAUUAUAAUGGGUGUGGCAAUAAAACAAUAGAU